AUGUUCUGGAGAUUUGGCGGAUACGCCAAUGUUUCUGCGAUCGAUACCCUACUCGAAAAGCCCGACGUCACACUCGAAGAGCUACUGGACGAGACCGACCUCAUACAAGAGCUAAAGCAACAUAAUACAAAACUGAUAGAGUAUCUGCGGGAGGAUACCAUCCUAGAAAGGCUGCUCGAAUAUGUAGUAGCCCCAAAAUUAGAAAUCACAGCAGCUACGGAAGAGCCCGAGGUAGAAGACAAGGGCAAAGAACCAGAAUCCGCGGCCAGCGAGGGGGUUACAUUCUCGAAAUUCAGCGCGUCAGAAGAAGCCGAUGAUGAGCGCGAGAAGAAGCGAAACCGCUACGCCUAUGUCGCAGCUGAAAUCCUCAGUUCGGACAACUGGUCAAUUUGCGAGGCUUUGAUGGAAAACCAGACGAUGCUGCGCAAGUUCUGGGAUUUCUUAAAAGCACCUCCACCUCUUGAUCCCCUUCAAGCUAGCUAUUUUACCAAGGUUAAUGAAGCGCUCCUCGACAAAAAGACGGAUGAGAUGCUCGCACUGUUUAAGUCUAUCGAUGGAGCGGUUAAAAGCAUGCUGCAGCAUGUCGACUCUCCUAUGGUGAUGGAUCUGCUCCUCAAGAUCAUCAGUCUCGAGAAAGUAGAUGGAGGCCAAGGGAUAGUUGAUUGGCUCCAUUCCCAGGAUUUAAUGCCUAUUCUGCUCUCAUUCCUGUCAUCUGAACACUCUUGGGCAACGCAAACCUCAGCUGGUGAUUUCCUGAAGGCUAUUAUUACCAUUUCCGCCAAUGCAUCACAAAACGAGCAGUCAUGCAUAGGUCCAAACGAGUUAACCCGCCAACUCGUCUCCCAAUCAUGUGUCGAGAGGUUAAUCUUGGACAUGCUCAAGGGGGGGAAUCCUCUAACGGUUGGCGUUGGUAUCGUUAUUGAGGUGAUCCGAAAGAACAACUCGGAUUAUGACCCCGAAGUUGGCGCUGAGGGAUCUAUUCCCUCGAAUCGAGAUCCAAUCUACCUCGGGACCCUGCUACGACUAUUUGCACAACACGUCCCUGACUUUAUGGAACUUAUCCUAAGUCCAAACCACACCGUGGGAGGUGGAGACGGACCUGUGACUAUUAAGAGAAAGGAGUUACGAGCGGCCUUCGGUUCCAAGAUUGAACCCCUUGGGUUUGAUAGAUUCAAGACUUGCGAGCUGAUGGCCGAGCUUCUCCACUGUAGUAACAUGGGGCUGCUGAAUGAGGUUGGCAGCGAAGAGUUUAUCAGAGCAAGAGAUGCCGAGCGUGAAAAACUAAAAGCCGAGGGCAAGCUGACCAGUUCAACAAUGCCAGCCGGCGAAUCUGAUGAGGAUCUCACCAUGAAGUCCUCAUUACAAGGAAGACUUGGAUCCCCUGAGGGUUUAAGGAAACUUGAGGUUCAGAAUGCUUCUGAUGAAGAUGGGUUUGAGGAGGUUACUCAUUCAGCUGAUCUGGGAGAUGAUUCACAAGACGAUUUUGACGAGAAGCCGGACACUGGAGACUCGUUUACUCCCACGAAGACAGCAACGCUACUAUCUUUUGGAAAGGAUGACGAUGAAUUUGUGGACGAACCUCUAAGCUCACCUCGAUUGAAUAUGGAGAAGGAGUCUGACCAACCUCAGCAAGAAGAGCCCCACAUGACUACGACACCGCUCUCACCAACAUCAGAUCUUGCCCAACAAGUUCAAUCGUUUGGAUUGGAGAAAGAAGACACUCCUAUGAUUGAUACACCAGUAGAGGAGAACGAAGUGUCAACGCCUGAAUCGAGUAAUAACUUGCCAGAACCAUCAGUACCAGCCGAAAGCCCUGCGGUGGUAGCUGACAAGCCUGUUGAGAAUAUGCCUGCAGCAAUUGAAGCCACCCCCCCUCAUGAGCCUAUGGAUGAAAUGGCCCAUCCUGAGGAUAGGCCUUCGCCUUUGUUUGUAAAGAAGACCGAGCCUGCACCCGCUCCUGCAUCUGAAUCUGAAUCUGAAUCUGAAUCUGAUGCUCCAAUCGGGGCCUUAGAUGUAGCACAUCAAAGCACUUCUAGUAUUGAAAGUAUGGACACGACAAUGGGAGAAGCUGGAGACAGUUCAAACUCAAUACUCAUGGGAAAUAUGGAAGAGGAUCCCAAACAGGUUUUGGUUGAUGCCCCUACAACGCCAGUUGUCGGAGACUACUUAAAGAUGCAGUUCGUGGAGCACCGAGUUGUUCCAACUAUAUUAGAUUUCUUCUUCCGAUUCCCGUGGAAUAAUUUUCUUCAUAACGUCGUCUAUGACGUGGUGCAACAGGUCUUCAAUGGUCCUAUGGAUCGUGGCUUCAAUCGCUCCCUUGCUGUCGACCUUUUCGAGACUGGAAACAUUACGAUGCGUAUCGUUGAUGGGCAGAAGAAAAGCGACGAGGCACAGGAGAAGAAUAAGAUGCGCCUUGGUUAUAUGGGUCAUUUGACGCUGAUCGCUGAGGAGGUCGUGAAGUUUACCGAGAGACAUCCACCUGAGUUACUAUCGGAAUCGGUCUUGGAAAAGGUCAUGAAUGGGGAAUGGAUCACAUACGUUGAGGUGACAUUGGCAGAAACACGCGAACGAGACAAUGCCAUUCUCGGCGGCGUCAGGCCGGACGUAUCCGUCGGCCCACGACAAGCAGUUAUGAACGCAGUAAAUGCGGCCAACAAUUUCGGAGGAGCUUCAUCAGCAUUAGCAGAUGCAGGUCUAAAUGGAUCAGCGGGACUCGACAGCAUAGACCUUGCGAAUGGUAAUGGCACGUCUAACUUCGCCCUAGGCGGGACUUUGCUCAGCGGAUUCGGAAGUUCAAGCGACGAAGAAGACGAUGAAAUGGACGAAGAUAAUGACGAAGAUGGGUCGAGGAAUAAUGGUAGCGCGGCUGAAGUGGGUCAUUCUGUUCCUCCAGCCCCCAAUCUCGAUAAGUUCGAUGACGAAGAAGUCGAUUACGACUAUUUGGAUCGGCUUGAUCGCGAGACCCCUCUGUUUCCGGAGGCUGACUUCUCUCGCUACAUUUCAACGCCAUCAACGACAACAGCAACAACCGGAUCUGAAAUGGAGCCCCCAUCAGCUCCACCGCCCCCGCCACCACCUCUUAAUAUCCCGCCUUCAAGAGCACGACGCCAACUAGCUGCUCGCCUCGCCCUUCACUCAAAACAAAAUUCCGAGAAGAAUGCAGAGAACGGAGAAGAAGGUGAAAAGGACGGCCAACCGAAGAAUAUAAAUCCAUUCGCUGCAGACGAGGAUGACGAUUCUGAUAACGAGGAUGCUGAUUUCACCAUCGGUGACCUGGAAGCUGAAGAAGAUGAAAAAGGACUCCUUUCGUCAAACACGCAACUAGGUGGCAAUGACGACACAGGUACGAAUGCGGGUCUACUCCCAAACACUAUUACUCUACCUUCGAACAACCACAAGGCAAUAAGAGCUAGUUUCCCCUCCAUGUGGCCGUUUGGCAAUAGCAUACUCAACAAAGGGCCAAAUGAUUUCGCUGUUGGAGAAGGCGGUACGGAGUAUAGCAGCAAUAGGAGCCAUUUUGGAGGCGUUAGUGCUCAUUAUGGCGACACCCACAGCUCCGACGGUAGCGAUGACUCGGAUGAGGGUGGUUAUGGGGGUGAUGGACGUAGACGCGGAAGGAGGCGGUUGAGCGUUACGACCGAGGCUAAGAGGAGAACGAGCCUCGAGGACGAUGAUGAAGAUGAGGAGGUGGUGCACGUUGCCAUGGCGGAGGCAGAGAGGCCAAGGGAGGUAGAGGCGGAUGACGAGGAGUUGAUUGAGAUUCAACCUGCUGAGAUGCAGGGUGUUGAGGCGGAGAGUGGCAAAUAA
Molecule: messenger RNA, 3807 nt
Organism: Venustampulla echinocandica
Lineage: Eukaryota; Fungi; Ascomycota; Leotiomycetes; Helotiales; Pleuroascaceae
Product: putative extragenic suppressor of kinetochore protein 1
Exons: 4
Coding region: 1-3807 (1268 amino acids)
Cellular component (GO): cytosol; nucleus
Molecular function (GO): protein phosphatase regulator activity; protein phosphatase binding
Source: RefSeq, a predicted model, not a curated record